Messenger RNA from Miscanthus lutarioriparius, 954 nucleotides. NCBI's taxonomy places the organism in Eukaryota, Viridiplantae, Streptophyta, Magnoliopsida, Poales, Poaceae. The record is from the annotation of a GenBank genome assembly.
AUGCGCGAUCCCUUCCCCUCCCCCUCAGGCCGAUUUCACUCCGUUUUGGGCGCGUACCUCCCCUCCACCUGCGGAUUCCCAUGGCGCACGGACGUGGUUUCCACGUCUUCCAUGGCACUCGUUGUGAUGUGUGGGCAGCCAUGCAGCGGCAAAUCAGCAGCCGCUGCUUGCCUUGCUGCGGCACUGCACUCCUCCACACCUGACCUUACUGUCCGUAUCAUUGAUGAGUCAUCCCUCCAUCUCGGGCGCAACGAUAGUUACAAAGAUAUGGUUGUGGAGAAAAACUUGAGAGGAGUUCUUAGAUCAGAAGUUGACAGGUCCGUGUCACGCGACAGCAUAAUUAUCAUCGACUCGUUGAAUAAUAUUAAGGGGUACCGGUAUGAGUUGUGGUGUCUUGCGCGUGCAUCUGGAGUAAGAUAUUGUGUGCUUUUUUGUGAUACAGAAGUGGACCAUUGUAGGGAAUGGAACAACAACCGCCAGGAGAAAGGAGAGCCAGCAUAUGAUAGUAAUAUAUUUGAAGAUCUUGUAAGCAGAUUUGAGAAGCCAGAUAGGCGUAAUCGUUGGGAUUCCCCUCUUUUCGAAUUGUUUCCAUCUAGAGAUGAAAUAGUGGAAACGGCUCCUGUUAUUGGUGAGGCUGUGUCAUAUUUGACAAAGAAAGUAGAUUCCAAAACAAGAGACGUAAAAGUUCUCCAGCCUACAAUAGCCACUCAGACGGUGCGAACAACAGAGGCUAAUUCCCUCUAUGAGAUGGACAAAGCAACACAGUUGGGAUUCUUAACUGAUUGCUACAUCAACCUUCAGAGAUAUGUUGGCCUGCCAGAGCUCCGAAGCCUGCGACGAACUUUCAUCAAGCUGGCAGGGCAGUACAGUCUGAGUGGGCCACCACCACCGACAGAUGCUGAUAGCGCAAAGAGGAUGUUUGUCGACUAUUUAAACCGUGAAGUUGGUGCUUGA